CUUACUUAGCCAUUCCGGUCCCUCAUUUCAACCACUUGUGGUAUAAUCAACAAAACUUCAGCCAUGGCAGCUGCUUCUCCUAUGGCAAGCCAACUCAAGUCCACCUUCACUAGACCUUUGGUCACUCCUAGGGGACUUUGUGGCUCUUCACCACUUCAUCAAUUUUCAUCAAGAAGACAAUUUAACUUCACCGUUAAGGCCAUUCAAUCCGAAAAGCCCACAUACCAAGUGAUUCAGCCCAUCAACGGCGAUCCAUUCAUCGGAAGCUUGGAAACUCCGGUCACAUCAAGCCCAUUGGUGGCAUGGUACCUAUCCAACCUACCAGGCUAUAGAACUGCAGUGAACCCACUACUCCGAGGUAUUGAAGUGGGUUUAGCCCAUGGGUUCUUCCUCGUUGGCCCGUUUGUGAAAGCCGGGCCUUUAAGGAACACGGAAUACGCCGGAUCAGCGGGCUCUCUGGCAGCUGCUGGGCUUGUUGUUAUUCUUAGCAUUUGUCUUACAAUCUAUGGAGUUUCAUCGUUCAACGAAGGUGAUGCAUCAACUGCUCCUUCAUUGACUUUGACGGGCCGGAAGAAGCAGCCUGAUCAGCUCCAGACAGCAGAUGGAUGGGCCAAGUUUACUGGUGGGUUUUUCUUUGGUGGAAUUUCUGGUGUUACUUGGGCUUACUUCCUUCUUUAUGUUUUGGAUCUUCCAUACUUUGUUAAGUAAACAGAUUAACUCUCUUUCUUAGUUUCUGUUGCUUUUGAUGGAUGUAAGUACAUGUUGUAUUUUAUGAAUCUUGUUUUAUUAUUAUUAUAACAAUGUUAAAUUAAAUA
This is a messenger RNA of Vicia villosa (hairy vetch), 815 nucleotides long. RefSeq names its product photosystem I reaction center subunit XI, chloroplastic. The record is from RefSeq and is a predicted model, not a curated record. The coding region runs from base 64 to 708 and encodes 214 amino acids. Gene Ontology annotation, cellular component: photosystem I; chloroplast thylakoid membrane; photosystem I reaction center. NCBI's taxonomy places the organism in Eukaryota, Viridiplantae, Streptophyta, Magnoliopsida, Fabales, Fabaceae. Gene Ontology annotation, biological process: photosynthesis. The transcript is spliced from 2 exons.